Messenger RNA from Lates calcarifer (barramundi perch), 3094 nucleotides. RefSeq names its product activin A receptor, type 1 like (gene acvr1l). Lineage: Eukaryota; Metazoa; Chordata; Actinopteri; Centropomidae. Bases 180 to 1709 code for a protein of 509 amino acids. Gene Ontology annotation, biological process: protein phosphorylation; cellular response to growth factor stimulus; dorsal/ventral pattern formation. The transcript has 10 exons. Gene Ontology annotation, molecular function: transforming growth factor beta receptor activity, type I; SMAD binding; ATP binding. Gene Ontology annotation, cellular component: BMP receptor complex; plasma membrane. The record is from RefSeq and is a predicted model, not a curated record.
GUGACGUCAUGCGUAGCUGUAGGGGAGAGCAGCCAGUGGGUGGGCUGGGCUGUGGUCCUGCUAUCAGCACUUCACGCCGCAAAUCACACUAAUAACAUUAUUUAAACCUGCUACACGGAUACACAAACAUCACAGCAUGAGUUAGAGACUGCACUUCGUGUGUGCCAGUGCACUGAAACAUGGGUCGUUGCAGUGUCCACGUCCUUCUGCUGCUCUUGCUGCAGGCCCUGCAGACAUCAGCUGAGGGCUCAGAUGGACAGUUGGUGUGUCUGUGUGAUAGCCCUACAUGCCCCCAGGUUACCCGCUGCCAGGGAACCAGGUGCUUCUCCUCUGUCAAAGUGGGCAGCAGCGGGGUGGUGUUUGAGCAUGGAUGCCUGAAUGGGCAAGAGAAAAUCCUUUUACAUUGCUCCACAGCUCCGUCCUACCACCAGGCUAUUUUCUGCUGUUCUGAGUACAUGUGCAACGGAAACACCACUAGGAGCUCUCUGAUGUCUCUGCUUCCAUCAGAAGAUGAGCCGGCAGGUGAACCAGUUCGGUAUCGUGUUGAGACCUUAGCUCUCUUCGUUCUCGGUCCGGUGGUGGUUCUGGCCCUGCUGUCUGUUGUGUCAGUGCUGGCCUGCAGGAGGCUCCACCACGGCCGUCUGCAGAGGCUGCAGGAAUUUGACACCGAGCAGGGAGCCAUAGAUGGCCUCAUCUCCUCCAAUGUGGGAGACAGCACUUUAGCGGACCUGUUGGCCCACUCAUGUACAUCGGGUAGUGGUUCAGGUCUUCCCUUCCUUGUCCAGAGAACUGUGGCCAGGCAGAUCAGUCUGGUGGAGUGUGUAGGCAAGGGAAGGUAUGGAGAGGUGUGGCGGGGUCAGUGGCAGGGGGAGAACGUGGCUGUUAAAAUCUUCUCCUCAAGAGAUGAGAAGUCCUGGUUCAGAGAGACAGAGAUCUACAACACAGUGCUGCUAAGACAUGAAAACAUACUGGGCUUCAUGGCGUCUGACAUGACUUCUCGAAACUCCAGCACCCAGCUGUGGCUCAUCACCCAUUACCAUGAGAAUGGUUCGCUUUAUGACUACUUGCAGCGGGUUGCCGUGGAAACAUCAGAGGGCCUGGCGAUGGCGGCGUCAAUAGCGUGCGGCCUCGUGCACCUGCACACAGAGAUCUUUGGCACGGAGGGGAAACCAGCCAUUGCACACCGGGACCUGAAGAGCAAAAACAUCCUGGUCACAAAGGAGCUGCGCUGCUGCAUUGCAGAUCUGGGGCUGGCUGUGACCCACUUCCAGGCAGACAACCUGCUGGAUGUGGGCAACAAUCCCAAGGUCGGCACCAAGCGCUACAUGGCACCUGAAGUGCUGGACGAGACUAUUCAGACAGACUGCUUUGAUGCCUACAAGAGAGUGGACAUCUGGGCCUUUGGACUGGUGCUGUGGGAGAUAGCAAGACGCACAUACAGCAACGGUAUUGUUGAGGAGUACAAGCCUCCGUUCUAUGAUCAGGUGCCAAAUGACCCCAGCUUUGAGGACAUGAGGAAGGUGGUGUGUGUGGAGCAGCAGAGGCCUUUCAUUCCCAAUCGCUGGUUCUCUGAUCCUACUCUAUCUGCCCUGGUGAAACUGAUGAAGGAAUGUUGGUACCAGAACCCCUCAGCUAGGCUAACAGCACUGCGCAUCAAGAAGACCCUGGACAAGAUCCACAGCUCUCUGGAGAAGGGUAAGGAGUCGUGAGAGGGAGAGGAGCUUCAGAGGCAGCUGCCUGAUGUCAGGGAUCGGCUUAGAGAAGAGCCACGCGUUUGUUAAACAAGAAAGGGGCGAUAAGGGGGACUAACAGAGGACAGGAGGAAAAGAAGUCGUUCAAGUGUCAUCCAGCCUCAUCUUUCUCUUGCUCUCUCACUUUUCUCUUCCUUUCUCUGUGGUUGCCUUCCUCCCCUUCUGACAUCCCUCUCUCUGACUUGAAGCCCACACACACGUUUGGACUCGUCCUGUCUGAAUAAGCCAGCCUUUGCUACGGGACACAAACCUGUUGCCAAUGUGUUCGCACUGACCUGAACUUUGGACUGUUACUGAGUGUGAAGAACAUGGAUGGCAUAUUGUAGUACCCCAUCCCAAUGCUUUAAUGCCCAUUUAAGACUGCUCUGGGUUCGGCCUUCUCACACACAAACACACACACAAACACUAGAUGCUGAGAGUCUCCUACAGUACAGUUUCUGACCCCCAGCCAGUGGUUGUGGCACGCGGUGGUGGCAUUCUGCUCAGAGACAAUCGGAAAUAUUUCACUCACUUAGCUUUAUGAGAACAUGCCAACUACAGCCACAAACACACACACUACAAACACACUACAUUCACUUACAAAAGGAAAAGAGCCAAUAGAAACAAUUGUUUUUAAACUUUUUAAAUAUAGUAUGAUAUUUAUGUAUUAAACCUCCACUGCUACCACACUACUGAGGAUAUGUAAGACUGAUAUACAAUGGCGUGUGAGACGGACUGUAUACAUAUAUAGGCAUUUAAUCUACUGGACUUUCUGUACCCACAUUGUCAUUAUUGGAGCUAGUAGGAAAUGAAAUAGUGGAAAAAGUAGGAAAAUUGUUCCCGCCAAGCUUGUUUUGACCGGAUAAAACACUACAAGAUAUUACAUGUUUAUCCUGGUGGUUCCUGGAGUAGACAUACAGUAAGUACCUGCCAAUAGGAAAUUAGUCUGUAUCUUAUAAUAAGAAUAUGAAAUUAAGUGAUCCUCUCUGCCUGGCAUCUUCAUAAACUCACUGUGGCUGAUUAAAAAAAAAAAAGUCUUCUGUACAAGCAGAGAGGAAUCAAGGAAGACCUGUUUGUGGUAGAGCUGGCUUUGUUUUUUUGAAGUUACUGGAGGUGAAGUUGGGCCUCCAUUUCCUCCUCUUGUCUCCCAUCAUGCCACACUGUACAAGUUGCCUGAAUAAUGAAAAAACAAAAGCACUCCAUCUUCAUUUGGAAACUGUUAUACUGAAACAACAACUGAUACAGUUGCCUAGGCGUGCAGUUUCAAAUGAAUUUGUUCACAAAUGCUGGGUUUGUUUUGGAAAAAAAUUGUUGCUUUGUCUUUUUUUUAUAUGUAAUAAAACAUUUACUGCACUCUUGCUUAA